This is a messenger RNA of Phragmites australis (common reed), 703 nucleotides long. RefSeq names its product cysteine-rich and transmembrane domain-containing protein WIH2-like. The coding region runs from base 177 to 461 and encodes 94 amino acids. The record is from RefSeq and is a predicted model, not a curated record. The transcript has 3 exons. NCBI's taxonomy places the organism in Eukaryota, Viridiplantae, Streptophyta, Magnoliopsida, Poales, Poaceae. Gene Ontology annotation, cellular component: plasma membrane.
CACGUUCCCGACGCGGUUGUGGAAGCGGUGAAGGACCCAGAGGCACGCGCAUUCCCGUCUAUAAAAACCACCCGACCCGACCGACCCAUCCGUCCAUCCCGUCUCGCCCAAAUCCCCCAACCCGACGCAGCCAAGGCUCCCCUGCUCCGCCUCCGGUCGCAAGGGAGGAGGAGAAGAUGAGCUACUACGGCCAGCAGCCCCCCGUCGGCGUCCCGCCGCAGCAAGGCUACCCGGGGAAGGACGGCUACCCACCGCCGGGGUACCCUCCGGCCGGCUACCCCCCGCCGGCGCAGGGCUACCCACCUGCGGGGUACCCGCAGCAGGGCUACCCGCAGCAGGGCUACCCGCCGCCGUACGCGCAGCAGCCGCCGCCCCGGCAGCAGCAGAGCAGCGGGCCUUCCUUCAUGGAGGGAUGCUUGGCUGCCCUCUGCUGCUGCUGCCUCCUGGACGCCUGCUUCUGAGAGGGACGACGCCGGAUCCAACAAGGCGGCAAGGAAGAAGUGGAACUCAUACUGUGCUUGAAAUGCUAGUGCGCUGCUAGCUUUCUUGCUCUGCAUUAUGGAUCUUUUUUUUCUCUCCUUUUAUGAACCCCCUGCAAUGGGACUAUUAGUACUCGGUUGGUGCUGAUGAGUCACUAGGUUCGUGUGUAUUCUGUUGAUUUAUAUGCUUCUGGUGGAAUUCAACCCGGGAUUGUGGAGUGCAA